This is a messenger RNA of Pyricularia grisea, 2250 nucleotides long. RefSeq lists its product as uncharacterized. The transcript has 2 exons. Gene Ontology annotation, cellular component: Swr1 complex. Bases 69 to 1505 code for a protein of 478 amino acids. Gene Ontology annotation, molecular function: nucleosome binding. The record is from RefSeq and is a predicted model, not a curated record. NCBI's taxonomy places the organism in Eukaryota, Fungi, Ascomycota, Sordariomycetes, Magnaporthales, Pyriculariaceae.
GACAAACGGCGCGCUAGCAAGCUGCACGCCAUGACCCAAACUCUUUUUCCCUUUGACCGAUAUUCGCGAUGGCCGGUGGACGCAAAUCGAAACCCACGGUAAUCGCCUCACCGCGACAGACUUUAAUCCUUGACAACGGCGCACAUACGAUCAAGGUGGGGCUGAUCCCGACCGAAGAAUCGCCCGAUGCCGCCGAUGCUGGGGACGACAAGAAACCCGAUGCGGCGGCGCCAUCGGGUUCCAGCAAGCCCAAUAUUUUGAGGAUACCGAAUUGUAUCGCCCGAGACCGCCACCGCAAAACAUACGUCGGCUCUGAGCUGAGCAAGUGCAAGGACUUUGGCGAGAUCGCUUUCCGUCGCCCGGUCGAGAAAGGCUACAUCGUCAAUUGGGAGGCGCAAAGGGAGAUUUGGGACCGCGAGCUUUUCGACAAGAAGACUGCUUCUCAGCUAUGCGAUCCUUCCGAGACGAGGCUCAUACUGACCGAACAGCCGGGUUCUCUACCGGCAUUGCAAGCAAACUGCGAUCAGAUGGUGUUUGAGGAGUUUGGCUUUGCUAGCUACUAUCGCGGCAUCGGCCCCGCUUUCAAUGCUUACCAUGACAUCCAAAGCAUCUUCCACACCCCAUCAGAAGCAAAUGCAGUCAAGCAGGUCCCCGCCGAGAUCAUGCUACUGAUCGACUCUGGAUACUCGUGCACCACAGUAACGCCCUUGCUCCGCGGCCGGCCAUUGCACUCAGCCGUGCGCCGACUCAACGUCGGCGGAAAAUUCCUGACCAAUUAUUUGACGCGUCUGCUGUCGCUCCGGCAUUACGAUAUGCGAAACGAUACGUAUAUUGUCAAUGAGAUGAAGGAGAAAGCGUGCCAUGUGUCUUUGGAUUUCAAAUCGGAUCUCGAAAAGACUUGGAAGGGCACAAGAGGGGAAAGGAGAGAGUCGUACCUGACGGGGGCCGGGAUAGCAAAGGACUAUGUCCUGCCAGACUUCCACUCGCGCUCAGAAGGCAUAGUCCGGGACUAUGAUCCGCAGCGCGCCGCGGGUCGGGCGAAGAGGAUGGCCGCAGCUGCACAAGACCCAGACGCGUUUGCAGACGAAGACGUGUUGACGCUUAGGAAUGAGCGUUUCGUAGUCCCGGAGUUACUGUUCAACCCGUCUGAUACAGGCCUUCGACAGCCUGGUCUGGCCGAGCUGGUGAUGCAAUCGCUGUCAGAGCUUCCCAUCGGGCUUUGGCCAGGACUUUUGGCCAACAUUGUCGUUGUGGGCGGCAAUGCUCUUUUCGAUGGUUUCAUUCAGCGGCUGCAGAAGGAGGUCGUACAGCUGGUUCCCGAUGACUGUAUCGUCCGCGUUGCUCGACCAAUUGACCCCAUCACGAGUACGUGGGAGGGUGCGGCCAACUUUGCACGACACGAACAUGCUAAAAAGCUCGCAGUCACGAAACAGGAGUACGAGGAGUAUGGGAGCCAAUGGGUUGCUAGAAAGUUCGCCCUUGGUUUAGGUGCCGACGAUGUCUAGCAUCCCAGCUACAUAUAUAAUAGUCAGGAUGCACUCAAUCAUAGCGUUCAGCUGAUGAUAGGUCAUGGACAAACCAACAAGGCCUUUGGGUGAACAAUUUGAUUGGAUAAAGCGUUCAAUGGACAGGUCGACAUGAAAGAAGUCAUCCAGAGCAUAUGUCCAGACGCAUAAGAUCAGACUGAUUCCCAAUCAACAAGUCCUAACUGGAAACCUUGUUUGCACAUCUCACUGGUGUGGCCUUCUAAAUUCAGCCCUGGAACUCAAACGGAACAAGACUUGGCAUAACUCAAUAUUAUUGUCAUUACUAUCGGUUCCCGUCGUACAUAUGCGGUCCACCUCUUAUCAUAGACAGCUGGAAAAGUCACCAGCGAUCCCGCACAUACUGUUUCACUGUUCGCGGGCCCUUGAUAGCUUCACUUCUGGGUGGCGAGACUUGCUCACACCAUUCCGCCCACUGACGCGGCCUAUGUUUUGAUUUAAUGUCGUGCUUCCAAAAACCCGUACUUAGUGCGAAGAAGUCGUCGGGUCUGGAUUCCUGAAUUCUGCAGACUUGGGGAAAACAUGCUUUUUGGAUCGUUUUGCGGCGUCUCUUCGUUGCUUCUGAUCAGGUGUUUGCUCUCUGAUGCGUUGCAAACGAUCCGGGCUUGUCUUUCUCGUGCGGGUGAGGUACCAGAGUCUAUUGGAAGCUUCAGCGCGUAUGCACGCAGUAAUGGGGCGCCGUAUGCCUCCAUUUUCUGGAUCGUCG